This is a messenger RNA of Schizosaccharomyces octosporus yFS286, 771 nucleotides long. RefSeq names its product nuclear transport factor Nxt2. Gene Ontology annotation, biological process: protein import into nucleus. The record is from RefSeq and is a predicted model, not a curated record. Bases 198 to 569 code for a protein of 123 amino acids. Gene Ontology annotation, cellular component: nuclear pore central transport channel. Lineage: Eukaryota; Fungi; Ascomycota; Schizosaccharomycetes; Schizosaccharomycetales; Schizosaccharomycetaceae. The transcript has 5 exons.
UUUCAGUUUUGCUUUACCAUACAUAAUUAUUUUGUGUUAACUAUGUCAUGGUUUUUUGUUUUGAAAAAUAGUUUUAAGGAGUUCUGAAAUUAUCUCUAUUUAUGAUAGCGCAGCUUGGAUGAGGCCCUUAUUAGCUAUUUGGGGGUGCACGACGAUGGUUUCACCAACAGCAGUUUUCUUUUACCACUAUCACCAAUAUGGCUGACUUUAACGCUUUGGCUACUCAGUUUACCCAAUUUUAUUAUCAAACUUUCGACACUGAUCGUUCUCAACUUUCAUCUUUAUACCGUGAUGAAUCUAUGUUGAGCUUCGAGGGUGCCCAACUCCAGGGUGCUAAGGAUAUUGUUGAGAAACUUAUGAGUCUUCCCUUCCAACGUGUCCAACACCGUAUCUCUACUUUGGAUGCACAACCUACAGGUGCUAACGGCUCCGUUGUUGUUAUGGUUACUGGUGAACUCUUGUUGGAUGAGGAACAAAUGGCUCAACGCUACAGCCAAGUUUUCCAUCUUGUGAAUAAUGGCGGUAACUACUUUGUUUUAAAUGAUCUUUUCCGUCUCAAUUAUGGUUAGAUAAAAACAAGAAUUUAAAGUCAGUUUCCAUAAGUAUUCCUAGUCAUUCUCUCCGGUUCUGAAUUUUCAAAUCUUUUGGAAGAGAUGUCACUGAGUUUUUAGAGACGCGUAUACGAACUUCACUACAGAAAUAGAGCCAUAAGAUAAAAAGAAAUAAGUUUCUAAGUAAAACAAAAAAUUGUAAUAUAAAAGUCUAUGCAAC